Messenger RNA from Labrus bergylta (ballan wrasse), 3608 nucleotides. RefSeq names its product endonuclease domain-containing 1 protein-like. The record is from RefSeq and is a predicted model, not a curated record. Gene Ontology annotation, molecular function: metal ion binding; hydrolase activity; nucleic acid binding. Lineage: Eukaryota; Metazoa; Chordata; Actinopteri; Labriformes; Labridae.
GUUUAUGUUUUUCUGUCAUUUGAAGUCCUUCUGUGCUCUCUCCAUUGGGCUACGUGUAAACCUACACAUUCAAUAGUCGGACAGAUGAAUAAAAAGAUACUGUAUGCCAGUAAUAGGUCCCCGUGUAAACAUGGAAGAUGUUCAAAUAGUAAACAGGAAGUGUUUGUUUCCACAGGGGUAGAAGGGUCAUGCUGUCAUCAGCCUGUUGUUAUGGAAACGACAUCUUCCUCGAACAUUCCACAGUCCUUUCUCUCAAGACAACACGGUGGUGAAGACACACAAAUACACACUCACACACUCUCUCUCACACACACACACACACACACACGCGCGCACGUGCACACACACACAGACACAAUGUAAAGCUUUACAAAAGAAAGGAAAAGUAAAUACAAUAGUUUUAUUGACAAGAGAGCUGUAGAUGAGCGUCACAGGCACGAAAAGGCUACUUGAACAAUUGAUCAGAAAGCUGUUUGAAAAAAAAAAAAAAACAUGCCGAAACAUUCAUGGUUCCCUGAUCUUCUGACCUCAUAACUUUGGCGAUCCACUUAGUUUGGCUACGUGGCGAGGGAAAAAAGAUAAGAUUUUGCAUAAUAUGACUGCUGCACGGUAUGAAGCACAGAGGAGCCACACAGGACGAUGACAUUUCAGAGGGACUGAAUGCACGGUGAAGACAUUUCUGCAGGUUUUCGUCAUGAUCGUCCCCAGAACAGAUCAAACGCUCAUCUGUCUUCUUAUCGUUGUGAUGGCGGCGGCAGAGGUGCAGGAAAACAUCUCACCAGAGUGUAAACAGUUCCUCUACAUGGGCACACUGCCUCGAGGGCUGGAGGAGAAGGCUUCUAAGAAGAUCUGCCAGUACUAUGCAGGAAACCCACGAUUUGUCACCUUGUACGACACUUUGAACCACAUCCCUGUUUAUUCUGCGUACACCUUCAAGCGCUCGGACGGCUUCAAGAAGGUCGAUGUACCAUGGAUGUAUGAGCCGCAGCUCUCCACAGCAUCAGGCUCCAGAGAGAUGCAGCAGCUUCCCGCAGAAAACCUUCACCACAGUUUCGAGGAUGCUCAGGCCGUGCUCGACGACUACUCCGACAGUGUCAUCUUCGAGCGCGGCCAGCUGAAUCCGGAUGAGCACCAGGCCAGCCCUGAUGACAAGGCAUCCACCUACACUCUGACAAACGUUGUCCCUCGGGUCCGAGAUUUCAACAUUGGCCCCUGGAAAAACCACGAGCACACCAUCCGAAGGCGCCUCAACAACUACUGCCGGGGCACCGCAUACAUGGUCACGGGGGUCACCAUCUCCGGGCACACAAUCCGCCGACACAACAUCAACCGCCUGGGCAUCCCCACCUAUCUCUGGUCGGCCUACUGCUGCGUUGACUAUGACCGCAAUGCACCUUACUCUGAGCGCUCCAAGUUUCCAGCGUUCGCAGCCUACGGUCUAAACGACAGGGAGAGAAAUAACGUUCAAGAGAUGACGGUGCAGCAGCUGGAGGACUUCCUGAAGAAGGUGACUUAUGUUGACAGUAAUUUCCAGGUCUUUUAUGACAACUGUGCCCUGCACCCUUCUUAAAGAAGAAGGGAGAUGAUCUCAGAUGAUCCUUUGGUUUAGAUUAAUACACACAGCAGAGUCAAUUAUCCUUAAUAUUCUUUCUUACUUGCUUAAUAAGAACUAAUUAUUAAAUUCAGUCUACAUUUGUAUCAAUUUAUUUAAACAUGUAGUUUCUUUUGCUGAAUAUAACUUUAUGUCCACAUGCCAAAAUGUGUUUUCCUUUAUGCAAAAAGAAAAAUCAUCGUUUGAAGGCUUGUUUUCUUUACAUCAAAAUCAUGUUAAAUUGUUAGAUUAAGUGAAUAGACAACAUAGGUAAGUCCCAUUUUUAAAUUUGGACUCAUCUUUUCCCAUAUUAACCCUGACACAAUAUACACAAUAUGCUAAAUUUGCAUUUUUCUGAAGAUAUAAGGCAAUAUGAACACUACCUUUAAACCACUAGAUUCAGUUCCGUUAUGUUGCUCGGUGGCAAAGAUUUGUAAACUAAGUAAAGUCAAACUCUUUGCAUCUUCAGUAAAACCUGUCAAAUUGUCCCCACAUGUAAUAAAGUUGUCUGUUAAGGUACAUUGAGGAGCUUUGGUAAGCAUUAACAUACUAUGAAAAGCCAUAGUUGUACUCUUCAUUUGCUUUAUCUCAUGGGACAGGACUUCUCGUGCCUCUGAGGGCCUUUUGUUCAACACACACUGAUUAAAUCAGCGGUUUUACAUUCACACAUACAGAACAGCCUCUGAAGUGUAGCACUGCAGAGCACAGCACGACAAGCUGGGCCAAUUUCAACCUUCUGACUUUUUAUUACUACUAAAUAAUACAACUUGAUAUUGAAUUUCCAGGAAUUUGUGUCCAGAAACCAGAAUAGUUUUUUUGUAUUUAUGUUUUUAUUCAUUUUAAAGUAUUAAUUUGUCAAUCUCCCUAAUCUGGUACCCUUAUGGUACCCCGUUUGGUUAAGACUUGGACCACAAACUGUUGAGAGUUGAACUAUAAAAGCCAAAUAAAGUAGAUUACAACCCCAUACAAAUAUUUUCAUUAUUAUAUGUCAGGAAUUAGAAUAUUUUUGCUUGUGCUUCGAUAAGGCAAGACCUGUAUUUGUUCAAAAUUGUAUGCAAAUAUUGUUUUGUAAUUAAAGAGGAUAUUUGAAGCUAAAUAAAUCCUAUGAUCCCACAACAACAUAAGUAAGUAUAUAACAAAGCUGUGAGGUGGAUCUGUAACAAACAUCAGUCAAGCCAAGUACAUAAAACUUCAUGUGUGGUAAAAAAAAUUGUACAGAAAAAGAAACAUUAUGAUUGAUUGAUGAUAAAGUAAAGAGACAAUGGCUUGUUAACUUUAUGUAAUAUUUAUGUGUUUUUUUCCUCUACUAUUGACAAAAUCAUGUUAAAGUUGUUGAAAAGUAGAUGUGCAGUAGGAAUUAAGUGUAAACUUCAUCCUCCUCCUUGUUGAAUAUGUACUCUUUGCUUUGUGUCAAUUACAGCAGUCUAUAUUAUUGUUUAGGUUGACUUUUCAGAUUUUAUUCAGCUUUCCUUGUUCUGUUUUUCUUUUAUCUUAUCAACCUGUUUGAAUAAAGAUCCCAAUCAAUCAUCAGAUAGAGCAGGUCAUACAUGCUACAUACUGUAUGAAAGCAGAAAAACAAUGAAAUGAUCCAACGUUGCCAUUGGGUGAAAGACAUUACCGUAGUAACCACAUGUUAGAGAAGCUGACUGUAUGCUGCCAGCCCGCUAACAUUUUAUCAUAGACAGAUGGUCAGCUCAGAGUGUCUUUUAAUGUAUAAGACUCAGGCUUCAAAUCCUUAAUUAGAUCCACUAUUAGCUCUGAUGGCCAGCAGAGGGAGACAACGUAUAUCAAUAUAUAUAUAUAUAUAAUUAAGUAAGUAUUUGUAGAUACCAUGAAAACAGGGUAUGCCAUAUGGUGUAGCUUAUGCCUUCUCGUUGAACAGAUGUAACCUUAAAAUGUUCUGUUGUGAAAAACUAACUGUAAGAGAUAAGGCUUCAACAGACCGUCCAACGAUAAAUAAAAACCCUCAUCACACAGAAAAAUCAGAACUUGAUUAAAGACAGACAAUAAAACUAAA